Capra hircus (goat) is the source of this 3173-nucleotide messenger RNA. Its product is annotated as solute carrier family 22 member 1. Gene Ontology annotation, biological process: transmembrane transport. Lineage: Eukaryota; Metazoa; Chordata; Mammalia; Artiodactyla; Bovidae. Gene Ontology annotation, cellular component: membrane. The record is from RefSeq and is a predicted model, not a curated record. The coding region runs from base 114 to 1805 and encodes 563 amino acids. The transcript is spliced from 11 exons.
GACAGCAAUUCAACUUCAGACCAGCCCACUGCAGAGAAACCCACAUAAGACCCUGACCCCGGGCCCCGUGGCUGCUGUGGUCCGCUCAGAGCGAUGUGCGUGGAGGCUCAGUCAUGCUCACCGUAGAUGAUGUACUAGAGCAGGUCGGGGAGUUCGGCUGGUUCCAGAAGCAAACCUUCCUGAUCCUAUGCCUGCUCUCAGCCGCCUUUGCCCCCAUCUACGUGGGCAUUGUCUUCCUGGCCUUCACCCCGGACCACCGCUGCCGGAGCCCCGGGGUGACGGAGCUGAGCCGGCGAUGCGGCUGGAGCCUGGCGGAGGAGCUCAACUACACGGUGCCGGGCCCGGGGCCCGAGGGCCAGUGCCUCCGCUACGAGGUGGACUGGAACCAGAGCGCCCUUAGCUGCCUGGACCCGCUGGCAGGCCUGGCCGCCAAUGGCAGCGCCCUGCCCCUGGGCCCCUGCACUCAGGGCUGGGUGUAUGACACGCCCGGCUCCUCCAUCGUGACCGAGUUUAACCUGGUGUGUGAUGACUCUUGGAAGGUGGACCUCUUUCAGUCCUGUGUGAACUUGGGCUUCUUCCUGGGCUCUCUGGGAGUCGGCUACAUCGCAGACAGGUUUGGCCGCAAAGUGUGCCUGUUGGCCACCACCAUCACCUGCGCCAUCUCGGGCGUCCUGACGGCCGUGGCUCCAGACUACACGUCCCUGCUGCUUUUCCGCCUGCUGCAGGGGCUGGUCAGCAAGGGCAGCUGGACGGCUGGCUACACCCUGAUCACAGAGUUCGUGGGCCUGGGCUAUAGGCGGACGGUGGCGAUCCUCUACCAGACGGCCUUCACCACUGGGCUUGUGCUGCUGUCCGGACUGGCCUACGUCCUCCCGCACUGGCGCUGGCUGCAGCUGGCCGUCUCCCUGCCCAUCUUUCUGCUCCUCUUCUGCUACUGGUUUGUGCCUGAGUCCCCCCGAUGGCUGUUAUCGCAAAAGAGAAACACUGAGGCGAUAAAGAUCAUGGACCACAUUGCCCAAAAGAACGGGAAGCUGCCUCCUGCCGACCUGAAGAUGCUGUCUGUAGAGGAGGACAUCACUGAGAAGCUGAGCCCCUCGUUCACAGACCUGUUCCGCACGCCCAUCCUGAGGAAGUACACCUUCAUCCUGAUGUACCUGUGGUUCACCAGCUCCGUGGUCUACCAGGGCCUCAUCAUGCACAUGGGCGCCACUGGCGGGAACCUCUACCUGGACUUCCUCUACUCUGCUCUGGUCGAGUUCCCCGCGGCCUUCAUCAUCCUCGUCACCAUCGACCGCUUCGGCCGCCGCUACCCGCUGGCCACGUUCAACCUGGUGGCCGGGCUGGCCUGCUUCCUCAUGAUCUUUAUCCCACACGAUCUGCCCUGGUUGAACAUCACGAUAGCUUGUGUCGGCCGAAUGGGGAUCACCAUCGGGUUCCAGAUGGUGUGCCUGGUCAACGCUGAGCUGUUCCCUACAUUCAUCCGGAACCUUGGCAUGAUGGUGUGUUCUUCCCUGUGUGAUGUGGGUGGGAUUCUCACCCCAUUCCUGGUCUUCAGGCUCAUGGAGGUUUGGCAAGGCUCGCCGCUCAUUUUGUUUGCGGCCUUGGGGCUGGUUGCCGGGGGAAUGACGCUGCUUCUUCCGGAGACCAAGGGGGUCACUUUGCCAGAGACCAUUGAGGAUGCUGAAAAUCUGCACAGGAAAGCAAAACCCAAAGAACGCAAGAUUUACCUACAGGUUCAAACAUCAGAACUCAACACACAGGUGCCUGAGAGAGAUGCUUCGCAGGGGAACGCGCGGCAGGAAUGAAGACCGAGUUCUCACCCUUUCAGAAGCCCUGAACGCUUCCUCCCACCUGCCUGCUCUCAAAUCAGUAUCAGUUCUAGAGAAUGCUAACCGCGCUUUGCUCUAUUUUGUUUUCUUGAAGUCUCUCAAAGCUCUGGCUAUCUUUUAUCUACUUAUCUUCUCUAGUGAGAGCUAUUGGUGGUUAGCAGGUACUUGCUUAGCCAAAGUAUUUUGAAAGCCCAGUAGCAUUUAAGUGCUGUUAGACCAGAGGCCUCUGUCAUUGGUUUCCUAGAAUAACUAUUGUUUUAUUCACUCUCUGAAAGAAAACGUCUUUGUAGGCAUCAUGUUGGCAUUUUAGCAUCUAGGCUCCUUGGAGGACUACUGGUUUAUGAAUAUGGUGACUCUUCCAGCCAACUCUACCCCAAGCAUGCUUAUACACCUGUGAUGGCAUAAAACAGGCUCCUUAUUCCAAGACCAGAAGGUCUAUAAGAUUUUUGAGGGGGAAGAGUUUCGGCAACCCACAUUUUAGGAAUGCUUCAUUCUAUUUCACUCUUGCUUUUAGUUCUUAUUGGUGAUUCUAGAAGAUGACCUCAUAUGCCAACAAUGGAAUAUCACAGUGAACGUAUAAAAAAAAGGAGUUCAGCUUACUUCUUUUUAUAAUUUUUUAAAGAAAUGCUUUGACUUCACUGCAUGGCAUGUGGGAUCUUAGUUCCCUGACCAUGGAUUGAACCCAUGUCCCCUGCACUGGAAGCGUGGAGUGAACCCACUGGACCACAGGGGAAGUCCCAAGUUCAAUUUACUCUGAGUUAGUAGUAACUGGUUCAAGUUCUAGUUCAAGAAGUGAUUUCGGUUCCUGGAGAAAACAGAAACUUUAUUUAUUUUAAAAGUUUUUUAUUCGUGAGACAAACCACAAAUGAGGACCCUUCAGAACACACUGUGGGAGAAAAGAUUCUAAUGCAAAUUGGAGGUGUGAUCGAACACAUGUGGUAUUUCCUUAUAAACACUUCUGGCCAGAUUGGCUAAGCCGAGGGAUGGCCUCCCGGACUCGAGAUAUUGGGAUUUCGUUCUGGGCAGCACUGAUCUUCCUUUGAGAGUGGACGUGGGCUAAUCGGAAACCUGAAACUCUGUCAUUGGUAAAACAACAAAAACAAAAAAAUCAACUAGAUUAGAAUUUUUAAAAUUGUAAAUAAAUAAAUAACUAAAACAAAACCACAUCUGGGGCCCAUGGAGGGGACCCAGCGCUCCAUUUCAGCUUUUCCCAAGCAAAGCCCUGAUUCUGAGUCUUCUCUUUCUGACUGUCAGAGUUAUACUCUUUACUGGUAGCGAAUAUGUUAAUUGUAGGCUUUGAAACAGUUUUUCAAAUGUGUAUUAAAAAAUACCCUCUCUAAUUUU